GAGAAGGAAAAUCAGACCAGGGCUGCAAUGCCGUCAUGCGGGAUUCGGAAUCCUAAAGGAAGAUGCAUUAGAGAUGUCAAGGAAAAGGGAAAUCGAAUUCCUAGAAUGCCUCAUGAAGGAAGGAAAGCCAAACCCUAUGUCUUCCGAAGUAACAUUCCAUCCUUGGUCUUGUAUGGCAGAUGCUGCUUUAAUGCUUUAUCACAAGGAACAGGGCAUUGAGUUUCACCUUCUGCAAAUGGUGAAAAAAAAUGGUAAAAUCGUCUCACCGAUUCAAUACUCAGUGCCAGGAUCAUAUACUCACAUCUUCUUCAAGGCUGUGCCCAGAAAUGUUGAUUGUGCCGAUUUGUCCCCGCAAUUGUUUUUCGCUGAGAUUUUUUGCUGUGGUCUGAAAUUUCAUCCCACUCAUUGUUUCAUCAUUAAACCUAAUGAUGAUCCUG
This is a messenger RNA of Striga hermonthica, 437 nucleotides long. The record is from the annotation of a GenBank genome assembly. NCBI's taxonomy places the organism in Eukaryota, Viridiplantae, Streptophyta, Magnoliopsida, Lamiales, Orobanchaceae.